AUGGGUGACGUCCCCAAAGAUGCGCCUUUCCAGGCCGUUCAGGUCGAGGCUCUGGUCAUCAUGAAGAUUGCCAAGCACUGCUCGUCCGCCUUCCCCUCCUCUGCGACCGGAUCCAUCGUCGGCAUGGACCAGGACAACCUCCUGGAGGUCACCAACACCUUCCCCUUCCCCUCCGUCGAUAGCGCCACCACCGAUAGCCACCAGAACGAUGCCUCGUUGCUCGCCUCGGCUGCCCCCCGACAGAAGGCCAACAUCACCUACCAGAACGACAUGAUCCGAAACCUGAAGGAGGUCAACGUCGAUGCCAACAACGUCGGAUGGUACACCAGCGCCACUAUGGGCAACUUCCUCAACAUCAACUUCGUCGAGAACCAGGUCCACUACCAGAAGGAGAACGAGAACACCGUUGCGCUCGUCUACGACGCUAGCAAAAGCUCCCAGGGCAACCUGACACUACGGGCUUUCCGUCUCUCCACCGCCUUCAUGGCUGCCUACAAGGAGGGCAAGUUCACAACCGAGAGCCUGCAAAAGUCGAAGCUCACCUUCAAGGACAUCCUUGUCGAGUACCCCAUCAACGUGCACAACUCUCACCUCCUCACCACCUACCUGCACCAGAUCCCCUCCGCCCCCUCCGGCGAGGACAUCCAGCAGCCCACCUCGUUGACCGACCUCAACCGCGAAUCCGUUAAGCCCCCGCUGUACCCCUCCAUUGACGCCCUUGACGUGGCGAUCGACCCCUUCCUCGAGAAGACCUGCGAUCUCCUGCUCGAGAGCAUCGAGUCACACUACACUGAUCUCAACAACUUCCAGUUCUACCAGCGACAACUGGGCCGAGAGCAGACCAAGAUUACACAAUGGCAGACCAAGCGCAAGGCUGAGAAUGCGCAGCGAGCAGCGGCCAAGCAGACCCCGCUGCCCGAGGACGAGUGGCAGCGACUGUUCAAGCUGCCCCAGGAGCCCAGCCGGCUGGAGGGUAUGCUGAACGCGAAGCAGGUGGAGCAGUACAGCAAACAAGUUGAUGGAUUCACGGCCAACGUCAGUGCCAAGAUGUUCGCCGUAAGGGAGAACCUGUUGCCCAAAUAA
Ilyonectria robusta is the source of this 1083-nucleotide messenger RNA. RefSeq lists its product as uncharacterized. The record is from RefSeq and is a predicted model, not a curated record. Lineage: Eukaryota; Fungi; Ascomycota; Sordariomycetes; Hypocreales; Nectriaceae. Bases 1 to 1083 code for a protein of 360 amino acids. Gene Ontology annotation, cellular component: eukaryotic translation initiation factor 3 complex; eukaryotic 43S preinitiation complex; cytoplasm. The transcript is spliced from 3 exons. Gene Ontology annotation, molecular function: protein binding; metallopeptidase activity; translation initiation factor activity.